UCCGUCCCUCCUCCGACCUCUGAGUAGAGCGCUCCAUCAUCAGCCCAAAGCAGAAAGCUAUACAUCCAGGUAUGCUCGAACAUCCGACGCAACAGCAGGGAGCGUGACAUCAGUUACUCAGAAUGCCAGGCACGUGCACAGAAAUCAGGAAGACACCGAAUGCACCAGGCGCGAUUGGCUGCCAUCUGCGUGCGGCGGCAGAUGCAAGCGAAGAUGCGUCCAGUGCAACGGCGCCUCCUACGCAGAGCGAGACGGCUCUACUGGUUGUGAUGGCGCAACCUGGUGGUCAAGAUGACAUCGGCCGACCCGCCGGAUCCUGCGGGCUGAGAGCGCGGCUGAAAGGCACAACGUGCGAAGGCUAGCCAGCGUCCUUGUGAUCUGAUAAUCCCACGGGGGAUCACACGCGCAGCCCUAAACGCACCAUACGUAGACAGAAGGGGAAAGAGCAGGAGGAGAGACAAAUAAUGAGAAAGGCCGAGAAGGAAGACGGGGAAGAGCGGUCGGAUCGCUUGUCCGGAUGUGCACUCCGCGAAGCGAAAGCAGCAAUCCUAAUGUGAUCCAGCAAGCGGCAGGAGAAUCGUCGACUGCCUACGGCGCAGCAGAUGCAGGCCUAAACUGGGGAGGGGGGGAUGGGCGGGGGGAGGUGGGAAAGGAGGAAUCGUAGGCUGAGGGGGGAGGAGCAUGCGGAGACCUGAGGGCAGCCAAUGCAGCGCGGCGUCCCUCGGGCUCACCUCGCGCCGCGGAUGCUGACCUUCCCCGCCUCGCGGUUUCCCGUGGCAGCCCCGUGGGGGCAGUUCCCCACGCAGCUCAUGAUGCAGGGAAAGUCGGACGGCGCGCACGCCACGGUGAAGCAAUUGUCCGCACACAUCUUCGAGGUGAUCUGCGAGAGCGCGACCGGCAGCAUCAGCAGCGCGAGGAGGGCGCUGCGGAAGGCCACCAUCCGCAAAUAUUCCAGAGUGGAUCUGCGAAGUGUGCGGGUGCCGGAAGCAGGUGGCGCUAGCGCCAAGCCGAAAUGCUAACAGCAAGAAGAGU
Molecule: messenger RNA, 1032 nt
Organism: Prorocentrum cordatum
Lineage: Eukaryota; Dinophyceae; Prorocentrales; Prorocentraceae
Source: the annotation of a GenBank genome assembly